Molecule: messenger RNA, 1989 nt
Organism: Erigeron canadensis
Lineage: Eukaryota; Viridiplantae; Streptophyta; Magnoliopsida; Asterales; Asteraceae
Product: L-type lectin-domain containing receptor kinase S.4-like
Exons: 1
Coding region: 1-1989 (662 amino acids)
Biological process (GO): protein phosphorylation
Cellular component (GO): plasma membrane
Molecular function (GO): carbohydrate binding; protein kinase activity; ATP binding
Source: RefSeq, a predicted model, not a curated record
AUGUCACUCCUACACCACCACAACCUUGUUCUCCAUCUUCUUCCAUUUCUAUAUCUAUAUGUUUCAAUCCAACCAUCUUUUUCACAAUCUUUCACUUACAAUGGUUUCACUUCCACAAACACAAACAACAAAAUUACCAACUUAACUUUAAAUGGAAUUGCAUCUAUAACAAACCAAGGAAUCCUUAAACUUACAAACACAUCUUCUCAUCAUUUUGGUCAAGGUUUUUAUCCUAUUCCUAUUCCUUUUAAAAACAACCUUAAUAAAGCUAUAAAGAAAACCUUAAAUUCAUUCUCAACUGCAUUUGUGUUUUCAAUAGAACCCGAAUAUCGAAAACUAGGUGGACAUGGUUUAGCUUUCACUUUUUCUCCAACAAAAUGCAUUUUAGGAGCUCAACCUAGUCAAUAUCUUGGUCUUUUUAAUGUAACAAAUAAUGGAAAUGCAUCAAAUCAUGUUUUUGCUAUAGAGUUUGACACUGUCCAAGAUUUUGUGUUUAGAGAUAUAGAUGAUAACCAUGUUGGUGUCAAUAUAAACCGUAUGACUUCCAUUAAUUCAACUCGGGCCGGUUUUUUUGUUGAUGGGGAUUUGAUGAAACAUGAUCUUUGUUUGCAUAGUGGAAAAAAGAUUCAAGCUUGGAUUGAUUAUGAUGGUGUGACACAAGAAUUAAAUGUCACUCUUUCUUUGUUUUCAAUUAAACCAAGUAUGCCAAUUAUGUCUUUUCAAGUUGAUCUUGAACCGGUUUUUCUAGAUUUUAUGUAUGUUGGUUUUUCUGCAUCAACUGGCCUUCUUUCUAGCAAUCAUUAUAUAUUUGGUUGGAGUUUUAAUAUAAGUGGGAAAGCACAAAGUUUGGACCUUGAUAAUCUUCCUUUGCUUCCACAAAUUAAGAAGAAUCAAAAAAGUUUUGUUAGUGUGUUUUAUUGUUCUGUAUCUGUAGCCAUUUUGUUUCUUUUGUUAGGAGGUGGAAUUUAUGUUGUUAAAAUGUCAAAAAGUAUAGAUGAUGUGGCUGAAGAUUGGGAACUUGAUAUGGGCCCACAUAGAUUUAGCUAUAAAGAGCUAAAAGAUGCUACUAAAGGGUUUAAUGAGAAAAACUUGCUUGGGUUUGGUGGGUCAGGUAAGGUUUACAAAGGGGUUUUGCCCGACUCAAAAACUGAAAUCGCUGUGAAGCGGAUUUUGAAAGAGUCAAAACACGGAUUAAAGGAGUUUGUGUCGGAGAUAUCGACCGUUGGUCGGCUCCGACACCGGCAUUUGGUCCAGUUGUUGGGAUGGUCUAGGAAGAAAGGUGAGUUCUUGUUGGUUUAUGAUUUUAUGGGAAAUGGAAGUUUAGAUAAGUAUAUUUAUAAGAACCCAAAAAUGAUUUUGAGUUGGGAACAAAGAUUUAAGAUCAUAAAUGGCAUAGCAAAUGGAUUACUGUAUUUACAUGAAGAAUGGGAGCAAACUGUGCUUCAUAGAGAUAUUAAAGCUGGAAAUGUGUUGCUAGAUUUGGAGUUGAAUGGUAGGUUGGGUGAUUUCGGGUUGGCUAAGUUAUAUGACCAUGGUUCGAACGCUAACACCACUAAAGUGGUGGGUACAUUGGGUUACUUGGCUCCUGAGCUCACUCGAACAGGAAAGCCUACCACGAGUUCAGAUGUUUAUGCUUUUGGGGCUCUAUUGUUAGAAGUAGUAUGUGGCCGUAGACCCAUUGAAACCAAGGCGUCACCGGAGGAGCUGAUUUUGGUUGAUUGGGUUUGGGAUAAGUUGCGAGAAGGGGUUUUACUUGAGGUAGUGGAUUCGAGGUUGAAUGGUGAGUUUAAUGAGGUUGAAGUUAUGGUGGUUUUGAAGCUUGGGUUAUUGUGUUCUAGCGAUGAACCAUCAUUUAGGCCGAGUAUGAGACAAGUGAUUGCGUACUUGGAACAGAAGAUGCCCUUACCGGGGGUUUUUGGUCAAUUGUGUGCUGAUGGUGAGAAGGAGGUUUUUGUGGUGGAGUUUGAUCAUUGUGUGCCUUUUAGUUAG